CCCCGCAGGAUAAAGUCGACCUUCAUAUGAAGCUGAAGCUUGAGUACUAGUACCUAUCGCCGAGCCGUCGAGAAGGGCCCAGCCUACGAUCUGAUUAUCAACACGCCUGCUCGUGAUGUUCGUUUCUAUUUUUUCGUUCAGGUUAAGUGAUUCCUCGGUCAUAUUUUCUCUCAAUAUCUACUCAUUCCUCGAUAAUGUCAGGCCUCCCAUUUCCUGUGGACUGGCAAUGCUCUCUCUUGUUGAAAGGGAUCCCCUUUAUGAUAUCGCAGAGGAAUUGCGCUGCCAUAUCCUUAGUUUCCUUUCAUAUAAUGAAAUUAUAUGCUGCGCGCUGACUUGCCGGACGAUGUACAACACAGUCAAAAGCUCAGCUGAGCUGCAAUACAUCAUCGAACUUGGAGCCCAAAGAUUGAUCCCGGUCACCCAUCCGUGGCCGCCUACUGUCUCCACAGCGGAGUGCUUGCGCGCCCUCAGAGACAAGGCAAAUGUGUGGGCUUCCUUCGAGCUCAAUGUGACGAAAACGCUUCGUUUCUUGGACCCUUUCGACUUCAAGUCCCUCACCCACCAACAACUCAGUCUUUUUCAUAGACGAUGAAGUUAUAUCCAAAGUUAUUAGUCUCAAGACGUGCACACCUGAAAUGGUGAGCGCCCCUUCUUGCGCAUGGGAGGAUCGUCCGCAUCUAGUUCCUGGUGUAUCCCUCCGUACUAGUUACAUGGACGGGGCACAGGACCUGAUGAUAUCUGUUUACGAGCUUAAGCGCCUAUUCCCCCACGGCAGGCAAUACGAAAUACGCUUUUACACGAUAUCCACGGGCGAGGAAAUCCUGCAUAAUCGCUGGAAGAGCCUUCUGGGGCUUCAAAACUUUGGAAUCAAACCUUUCAGUCGCUGUCCUUGGAGAUCACCUUGCUUUAUAUUGUGCUGUGUUAGUCUAA
Suillus paluster is the source of this 930-nucleotide messenger RNA. RefSeq lists its product as uncharacterized. Gene Ontology annotation, molecular function: protein binding. The record is from RefSeq and is a predicted model, not a curated record. The transcript is spliced from 3 exons. NCBI's taxonomy places the organism in Eukaryota, Fungi, Basidiomycota, Agaricomycetes, Boletales, Suillaceae. Bases 116 to 592 code for a protein of 158 amino acids.